This is a messenger RNA of Symbiodinium necroappetens, 504 nucleotides long. The record is from the annotation of a GenBank genome assembly. NCBI's taxonomy places the organism in Eukaryota, Dinophyceae, Suessiales, Symbiodiniaceae.
AUGUGGAUUGGAGGCAGGAAAGGACGGAUAGGUCUGCAGGGAGGCAGUCCCGGAAAUGUUCGCGCACACUCUGGAGAUCUGCCCAUCGCCCCCGAGUCCCUUGGAGCAGGGCCUGGGCGGAAGAAUCUCUACGCAAUGCUGCUGAAGGGAGCCGGCGAAGGUGUCGCAGGCGCCCAUUUGGAAGUGAAGCCGGGGGCCUGGAAGAGCGCCUCCAACUUCGUCGGCGCACAGAGCGCAGGAGUCCAGCCUCCACGUGCACCGCCUCCGGAUUUCCCGCCCUGGGUGCACAUCGACUCGCAUCUUUGCUACAAGGCUUCGUCCGGCAAGACCUUGGAGGUCAUCGUGAAAGAUAUCUCGGUGGAGAAGGGCAGUGUGAAGAUCGUGUUUGCGGACAACGAAAAGAUUUGGAAGACCAUCCCGAUCAGCACCAUCACCAGUAAGGAGAAUCCUUUGCUUGGCCAGUGGGGUGCCGAGCGCGAGCGAAGCCGAAGCCCAGUGCGCUGA